This is a messenger RNA of Cyphomyrmex costatus, 423 nucleotides long. RefSeq lists its product as uncharacterized. The coding region runs from base 1 to 423 and encodes 140 amino acids. Gene Ontology annotation, molecular function: nucleic acid binding. The record is from RefSeq and is a predicted model, not a curated record. The transcript has a single exon. NCBI's taxonomy places the organism in Eukaryota, Metazoa, Arthropoda, Insecta, Hymenoptera, Formicidae.
AUGAACCACACAGUGGACGCCAGAAAACUGCUACCAACAAAAAAAUGCAACAAAGAAAUCAAUAAAAUGCUCGAUAUUGUUAUGAGUGACUGCCGUUUGAAGUUGCGUGAGAUAGUAGAGAUGGUAGGCAUCUCAGAAGAACGGGUAUUUCAUAUCCUACAUGACAUAUUAGGCAUGAGAAAGCUGAUGUCGCGAUGGGUGCCACGUUUGCUUACAGUGGAGAAUAAACGCGUGCAUAUGAUCAUCUCUAAAAAGAUGUUUUUCGUCGAUAUGUGGACCGUGGACGAAACAUGUAUUCACUAUUACAUACCCGAAACAAAACAACAAUCGAAGCAAUGGAUUUCAUCUGAUGAACCGGCCCCAAAGAAAGCCGAGUCAGUUUCACCGACUGGGAAGGUCAUGGCCAUUUUUUUGGGAUUCUAA